AAUUAGCAGACAAAUUCGAGAGGUGAUACUCGCCGUGUAACCGAGCAAUCGAACCGUUCAGGGCGAAAAUUGAACUCUCGAAGGACGCGGCAGUUAUUCGUGCUUCCUGCCUCCCUCUUCCUGUGCUAUAAACGCGCACAAUUAACCAACGCUCCAGCCUCAGUCGCCAUGGAGCGCCUGGCUGGUGUCGUCUUCCUCAUGAUUUUAACUGUCACGAUGGUUCAAGGCGCUCCAGAAGACUACAAUGAAUGCAGAAAUUUUGUUGAGAAAGGCUUGCCCGAUUGUUGCAAACGUCCAGAAGAGGGCAAAAAAGCAAGCGCAGAAACAGUGGCCAUAAAGAAAAAAUGUGAUCAAGCUGUGAUGGGAAAUAGGCAGAUGCCUGCUAAAUCAGAGGAUAGGAUGUCAAUAUACGAAUGUUUGGACGAAUGCUACUACAACGCAACCAAACAAUUCCUAGACGAUUUAAAACCAAAUGAAGAUGCGAUGAUUGAAGCCUUUCUAGAAGGCCUAGAAUCAUACCCACAAUGGAAGGAAACCGUUGUCAAAUCAGUGAAGAAUUGUGUAAAAUCAGAUUAUGUUUCAAGACUAAGGAAAGGAGCGAAAUGCAAGAGUGGUGUCUUGGAGCUAGAGACCUGUUUAGGAAAACAGAUGUAUCUGAAUUGUCCAGAAGAUGCUUGGCAAAGUAACAGACUAGAAUGCAGCAAUGCCAAGGAAAUCUACGUCAAGUGCACGCCUGAUAUUUAAACAUAUUUUCGAACAUAAAUAUAUAUUUUUUAUUAAUAACAUUCCUAAUUACUUCUAUG
Molecule: messenger RNA, 803 nt
Organism: Nezara viridula (southern green stink bug)
Lineage: Eukaryota; Metazoa; Arthropoda; Insecta; Hemiptera; Pentatomidae
Source: the annotation of a GenBank genome assembly